UCCUUGCCCAGAGGUCUGUGCAGGAGCGGCUCCAUUUUGGUAAAGCAUCUCCGGGGCUGUUGUCCGCCCCGCCGCCGCCGUUGGAGCAGGUCCCGAUGGGAUCUGAACGUGGGUUCAACCACCUUUAAGUCCAUUUCUGCAGUAGUCGCGCCAUCCACACUCAACUCGUCAGCAUUGCUAGUGGAUGGUCUAUAUGCCGCUGAGAGGGAUGCAAUGGCUGAUGGUCUCAUGUACAGAAGUUCUCUGUCACAAUCCAGUCGUAUGCAGGCAAAAUAUUCACUCCAUGAUGACCACUCUCGAGAGUUUCUAGGCAUGAUGCCUGCUGGUGACACAUACAAACGCAGGUCAGACUACGGAUCGCAUUCUUUGUCACAGAGAGAAGGAAGAAGAUCAAGUGAACGUGAUGGGGACAGGUUUAAGAAGAUUCCAUACUCCCACUUGAGGUCUGAUGAUCGAGGAAGGGAUCCCAAACGUUCACGACUUGAACACCGUAGCCGUAGCAGGGAUCGUCAUAGCAGAGAGCACCGUAGCCGCAGUCCAGAAAGGCAUCGGAAUUACAGAACCAGAAGUCCUGACCGGCCACAAAAUCUGACUCCACAUCGGAAUCCAAACAACAGUCAUGCUCAAGAACAUUUUCCUUACAGCAAAAGUAAAAAUGAUGAAUUUCGUGAAUUAGAAAUUGCUCGCAGGAGGAAGGAGCAAGAAGAAAGGAUUAUAGCAGAGAUGCUUCCUCCCUCUCAGCGAGAACUCUCAAACUCCCCUUACCGUCUCUCUGAACAUUUUGAGAAGAGUGCAUUAGGCAUGCAGCAGUCUCCCAGGAGUGGUUAUGUUUUGCAUAGACCAGAUGAGGCUCCUCAGAUGCCAAAGAAAUCUAUUCUGAAGAAGCGCACUGAACCAGGAUUGGAACCGUCAGCUGCUAUGCAGUUUGAUGAAUAUUGUGGUGUCACAGUGAAUGAAAAGCCUGAACGUCGAGAUAGUUACUCUCCAUCGCAAAGCUUCAUGCGGUUACCACAGCAAGAACAGAACUUCCCUGAGUCUGAACAGUUUUCUUUCAUGCGAGACAACAGAGAAAUGCAUCGAAUUACUGAUCCGGGUGGGCUCCCUGGUUUAACAAAUACCAACUUCCGUUUUGAACGGGGGCUUCCAGCCAAGUAUGGCACAAAGUCAGAAUUGGAAAUUUCUUCUGAAAAUAAAGACUGUGGUACAGACUUCCUACUCCCACAUGAACAAGCCAGUCAAGGAAACAGUGGAUUCUCUCGUAUACUUGGCUUAUUGGCAGAGGUUGACAAUAACUUUCAAGAAAGGAAACGUAACUUUCCGGAUAUAGAGGAUGAGGAAAGGUUCUUGUAUGGAGAGGAUGAGGAAGAAAAGACUGAUUCUCUCAAAUUUAGACCACUUGGUUCAAACAGGAAUCUUCUUUCUGUAAGACAAACCAGUCUGCAUGAGGGAUUGUCCAGUACAGAAAGUGUGAAAUCUGACAAAGAGUAUGAAAAGAUCCAUGACCUACUGAGAACCAUUGGCCUCGAUAUAGGUGUUUCAGAGAUUAGCAAAUUGGCAGCCCGUACUCAGGAGCGACUCCAUGGGAAGAAAACUUUGACACGAUCACCUGACCGUCCCUUGGAAUCCCAUAAUUCCGGCUCUUGGGAUAAACGGAGGACCCGAAAUGACGCAAAGUCACUCGAGCCUCAUCCACAGUCCCGAAUGAAAUUGUCAAAACAAGAAAAUAUCUCUCGCCCAGGUUUGAAAGAGAGCAAGGAAUCCUUUAGAAGAGAAAUGAUUGUAAAGGCCAAAGAGCCUGAGAGGGUAGCUCCACGAUAUUCUGCUCCAACUAAUUCAACGAACCGUAAGCCUGGUUUAUUGCCAACUCCAUCACCAGCAUACGUCAUGCCACCCUAUGGUCAAUAUGCAUUACCUCCAGUAAACUAUCCGCUAAAUCCUCCACCACUUACUUUUAAUCAGUAUGACCAUUAUCUUGCAUACACAACUCCUGCCUGGCCAACAUACCCACCUCCACAAGUUAGUGAGCCAAGUAGUCCAAUAGUAGUAGUGAUGCAGCAACCAAAGGUCUCCCGUCCAAAUCUGAGGGUCAUUGAAACAGUUGAGGCUCCCAAAGAUACUGCAGACCACAAACGAGAGGAUUCAGUGCUGGUGCAAGUGCAGACAACACCUACACCAACCCAAACUCCAGUAUUGUCUUCAAACCGAUUGAUGUCCAAGUCUACUGAGGAAGAUAAAAGAAAAGCUGAGCAGAAACGAAAGGUUUUGGAAGAAAAAGCAAAACUCCAAAAGGAGAGAGAAUCUCGGCAGAAGCGCCUGGAGUAUCUUGGAAAUGAGUUGCAGAAGCUCUGUAAACAACAAGGGGAAAUGCUAAGAAAGAAACGUCGGGAGAAGGAUGGACACAAGGACCCUCUUCUGGUUGAAAAUGGCAAGCUUCAGGAAGAUAUUGUCCGUCAGAUGUCGAUAGUUCGUCAGCAGGUUGAGGAGACAGUCAAAAAGCUUUCCGAGUUAGAGAAAGUGGCUCAGAUCUUGGGGGUGGAGAUUCAAGAGAAAACUUCAAAACUUUCUGAUUCAAAUAAGGAUGAUGCCUUGGAAAAGGUGCUGCUAGAAGGAGAAACAUUGCCGUCGUCAAAGGAGAUUUCAACAAGAAAAGGAUCUCUGAAGGAAUUGGAUGAUAAAACAGAGAAGCUCUGUGAGAGUUUCUCUGAAGCUGGGGAUGUGUACGAAUACUAUGAUGCAGGAAACCACUGGUGCAAAAACUGCAACACUAUUUGUGGGACACUCUUCGACUUUUUCACUCACAUGCAUAACAAACGGCACAGGCAGACGCUGGAUCCUUACGAUAGACCAUGGUCUGCAAAGAUGCCGGGUGAAGAUAAAAACGACUCCAUUAAGCGAACUGACAAAAUAACUAUGCCGGCAAAAGGUUCAGAGUUUCUGAUGCCAGUCACUGGAUUUUACUGCCAGCUCUGUGAGAAGUUCUACGGAGAUCAGAUCUGUGCUGAAGAUCAUGUCAAAUCACAUGGUCAUAAUGAUAAGUAUAAGGAAUAUUUAAAUGAGAAUCCUGUGUACGAGCAGAGGAGGAACCUAGACCGCCAGGCUGGCUUAGUGGUGAUCAUGGAGACGGAGCGACGCCGCCAGGCAGGGCUGAAGAGGAAAAUAGACGAAGAGAAGGAAGUUCAGAAACAGAAGAACUUGGAGGAAGGUGAUGAGAGAAAGGCAAAGCAAAUCAAGCUGGAUGUGGAGGAGUGCGAGGGUGUCACUGAGCUGGAAGAGGAAAGAAGUGACCGUUCAUCCUCCCGCAAGGUAGAGCCCAGCAGCAAGCCUGGGAUAAAACUAAUGCUGAAAAAGGAUGAGAUUGAAGAUAAGAAAGAUGAGGAGCAAGGGUUAUCCUUUGGAAAAUUUAGCUGGAAGAAACCUGAGAAAGAAGAGGAGAAAAGUAGCUCGUUGGGAGCCAAGGAGGAACACGCUGAAGGCAGCAGAGAGAAGGAUGAUGGCAAGGGGCAGGGGGCGAAGUCUGCCGCUAAAACUAUUGAAAUUAAACUCUCGGGAAAGACUCUCAUUGCUCAUACGAAUCCUUGGGUACCACUUACCUCAGUAACCACCACGACGCAGGCAAAAAUCAGGCCCAAUCUUCCAGUUGCUAAUGUGCCACAGAGGAAAGGUAACGUCACGUCUAUCAAUAAGCCAGCACCUUUGGACACAUUUCUCUCUAUUCGGUCUUCAGGGGCUUCUAACAAGCCACUACCUGUGGUUAAGGCUGAAAUGUUGUUGGCUCCUGAGGUGAUCUCCAGAGCCUUUGGUGGUGAAGAAGUGACUUUAAAAGGAAGUGUUCUAGAUGUACACAGGGAACCAGAUCCUUUGGCUGAAGAACCAGCCCCUGGUGUGUCCGAAUGUGAGCAAACUAUAUUGGCUAUUCCAGUUCGCCCACCACCGCCGCCACCACCCAUAUCCCUCAGUGACUCCAGUAAAAAAAUGGAGAAACCCAAAAGUUGUCUGGCUGCUGCAAAUGCUAAAGAUUUGUAUGGUAUUUACUACAGUAGCUCAGGGAAGAGCCCAGCUGAUUGCAGACUUGGCAGCAGUGCACAGAAUACCAAAUUGGUGCAUGGUACUCUGAAGUCAGUGCCAAGUCAGGUCAAAAUUGGGGAUGUAAGCUCUUCCAAAGAGCUGAUAGUCGCAGAAAAUACUGCUGUGGGCAUUCGCAAAGCUGCAGUCCCAGAUAAAAGAAAUGAAAUGGAAACAGAUGAACAAACUGGAAGUCGGUCCAUACCUGAUGUGCUCUGUCGAGAUGAUGUUUCAAGUAACUCUAAAGCAGAACUUCAGAAUAAAAGUGAUGGGGUGACUGUUGCUCAGCAUCACAGCUAUGCUGAGAAGAAAGUGAUGGGCACUGUCAAACAAGGUGACAGCAACUUCCCUAUCCUCAAUUUCGCAGAAAAUGUUGAAGAACUGGAUAGCUCUGGCUUCCAGACCAUAGUUGAACAAACACAGCAGUAUGAUGCUGGAACUAAAGAGGUUGAGAAUGUCGAAUUGCAUGCUCCCAUUUUAGGGGGCAGUGCUGAACAAUCUCUGCAACGCAUCAUCGGCACAGUUGACCCUGUUAAGGACAUGGAUAUUGAUGCUGUUGUAGUAGGUAACAGUGCAGAACAUCAACGGUCUGCUUUAAGCACUUCAAGUGCAUUAAAAGUGAAAAGCACGGAGCUGGUUGCAGAGCAGCUACAGGCAAGUGAUACGGAUGUAUGUGACCCCACUGCGGGAGAAGCUGAAGACGUUGAUGCCACUGUGAUAGCAGCUGGUACUUUGUCUGAUGCCCAAGAAGUCUCCAAUCUGGCAGAGCAAGUUACAGAUGAAGUGGGUGUGUUAGAUCGCACGGUAAAGUAUCCAAAGCAGUGUGUUGGUAAAUUAAAUUUCCCUACUCCAAUAAAGCAGGGCCACGAUCUGGAAAUGGAUGCCCGAGUGUCAGAUAGCACCACAGAUCCUCGAAGGAAAUGUGAUGUUACCUUGAGCUUUCCUGAGCCAGUAGAUGAAGUUAAGGAUGUGGAAAUGGGUUCCUCUGAGUUGGACACUCCUGCAGACCAACCAGGGGGAUGUUCUACUGGCCCCAUCCUCUCUCAACCGAUGGAUGAAGUUGAGGACGUCAAGGAAGAUGUCCCUGUUUUGGACAGCACUGGAGGUCAACUUGAGCCACGUGAGAUGGGCAUAAGUUUCUCUGAGUCAAUAGAUGAGGAUAAAGAUGUGGAGGUGGAUCCCCCUACAUUCAACGAUGCUGAAGACCAACCAGAUGAAUGUGAUCCUGUCCUAAGCUUCUCUAAGCCAGUAGAGGAUGUGAAGGAUGUCCCUGUUUUGGACAGCACUGCGGAUCAUUUGGAGCAGUGUGACACCAGCAUAAGCUUUUCUGAGCCAAUGGAUGAGGUUAAGGAUGUGGAAGUAGAUGUCCCUGUUUUAGAGAGCACAGCAGAUCAACUGGAACAAUGUGACACUGGACCAAGUUCCUCCGAUGCAAUGGAUGAAAUUAAGGGUAUGACCGUGGGUGCUCUUGUAUCAGACAGCACAGCAGUUUUGCCAGGGCACUGUGAUAUUGGCAUACGGUUUUCUGAACCAAUGGACGAAGUUGAGGAUAUAAAAGUGGAUGCUUUUAUACUAGAUAACAGUGCAGAGGCCCACGGCGAUGCUGACUUCAGCAUUCUUAAUCCAAUGGACGAGGUGGGAGAUUUGGAAGUUAAUGCUCCGAUGUUACGUAGCACUGUAGAACAGCAGCAGCACCUUGAUGAAGUGGAGCAGGUGAGGGAUGAAGAAAUAGAUGGUGAGAAACUAAUUGGAAAUAGUGAAAUGUGCAGUUCACUUCAGACAGAUCUGUGUCCUAUCCUGGAUCAGCAAGAAACAGAAAUAAUCAGUUCAUUGCGUGCUAAAUCCUGUAACGAUGCUGAGGUGGGCGCUUGUCUUACUGAGGAACGAGAUACAAGUGUGAGCAGUUCACUACAGACUGAACAGGUUGGUAAUAGUGAACUAAGUGUUGUUAAUCCUGAAGAACAGUGUAAGAACACAAGCAGCUCACCACAGCCCAAGCUUAAUAGUGAGGUAAGUGUCUCUGAUGUAAGACAAAAUCAGGAUCGGGAUGAGAGCAGCUGUCCUGAACCAGAGCAUCUAAAUGGUAGCGGUAGAAUUAAUAUUCCAGAUCAAACCAGGUGUUGGGGUGAAAGUGAGGUUAGUACCCUCAACCCUGGAGUGCAGACUGCAGACAAUGGAGCAGAUCCCUCAGGAGAGCUUCCCCUUCCUAAUGUUAAUGUGAGCACAUCAGAGAGGGCAGAGAAGGAAAGCAGCGUGCCAAUCAUCACUCAGUCGGGGGAAGCUGCGAGCGGUGUCCACGUGGGUCCUCGAGAGGAAAACAAGGUCAGCGGCAGCUCACGCACUUCUAGACGAGCAGCACAGGCUGGAAAGGCUGCGAUGUGCGUGCAGACUCCUGAAAAGACAGCUGAAAAACGUGAAUCAAAUGAGUCUACGAAUAUCCAGACGUCUGCCAAGCAGCUACGUCGCAGGAGUGCAAGAAACCUUCGGUCAGCAAAGUAAUACUGGAAAAUGGCACUGAAAGGAGAGUGAGAUGUCUGCAGACCAGAAUGAAUAAUCUGUUCAUUAAUGGACAGUGAGGCACACUGAAUCCUCAAUGUUCUAAUCUGCUGACUGGCCAACUCUUGUCUGCCUCUCUGACUAUUUUUUAACAAGUUGUGGUUGUUUUUGAUUUGUUUUUCUGUUUUUUUAAGACAUGCAUGCUAUAAAAGUUCCAGCAAAGAUUUCCAAUCACAUUGUAAAUGCUUUGUAGCAUUAUAAUAUUUUUCUUUUCGCAUGGUGCUGCAUUAUCUUAUAACAGGCACCCUGGACACAGACAUUCCACUUCAAAAAAAGAGAUACUUAAUUAAGUACACUCUGUUUCUAAAUUACAACUUGACCAGUUUGAGAAGACAGAAGCCAUCUGGUUGCAGUAUUUGCAAACUUGAGUUAAAGCUUUUUCAACACUUCUGUAAUUUGUUGCCAUUAUUCUACUGGCCAGAAGAAAUGAUCUGUAACUAACAGUAAAACAUUGAAUGGUUUUUAUGUAAUUUGUAGUUCAUUCUGUUUAUUCCCUGUGUUGUACAUUAAACAGUAGUGUCAAGUCUGUGUGUCUGUCUUUUGUUCCUUCGUUUCAUGAUUCUGCAGUGUUGUCUCCACUGACUAGAUACACUUCACUGGUACAUCUCGUCCUGUGAGUGGGGAAGUGAGUUGGUAAGAGAGGACAAGAGCAUGGACCAAAAUUGUGAUUGUUUAAACUUUUCACUUUUUUUCUGUAAAUGCUAUGGUUUGUAAUAUUACCCAAUAUUAUAGCAUACAGAUCAACGCAGGAGAGAUGAAACAGAAAUGGAGGAAGGAGAUAUUCGACUUGUUCUCUGCCUGAACACACUUUCAAAGUAUCACUUCAUUGGCAAUUUUGGUCUGAUUCUGUUCUAAACUGUAAUGUAAAAAAAAACACAUUUUGUGAACUUGAUGAAUUGUAACUGAAAGUUGCU
Messenger RNA from Pristis pectinata (smalltooth sawfish), 7532 nucleotides. It is a transcript of the gene znf318, whose product is annotated as zinc finger protein 318. Gene Ontology annotation, cellular component: nucleoplasm. The transcript has 10 exons. Gene Ontology annotation, biological process: negative regulation of DNA-templated transcription; positive regulation of DNA-templated transcription. Gene Ontology annotation, molecular function: nucleic acid binding; zinc ion binding. The record is from RefSeq and is a predicted model, not a curated record. The coding region runs from base 214 to 6561 and encodes 2115 amino acids. NCBI's taxonomy places the organism in Eukaryota, Metazoa, Chordata, Chondrichthyes, Rhinopristiformes, Pristidae.